Leptinotarsa decemlineata (Colorado potato beetle) is the source of this 1529-nucleotide messenger RNA. RefSeq names its product protein HGH1 homolog. The record is from RefSeq and is a predicted model, not a curated record. NCBI's taxonomy places the organism in Eukaryota, Metazoa, Arthropoda, Insecta, Coleoptera, Chrysomelidae.
CAGUGCAAUUCUUGAGAGCUUGAGAGGAAAAAUGUCGUAUUCGACCCCGUGUUGUAUAAAAUAUCUGUAUCCGAUUUGUAUAUGACAAUCUUGAAUAUCAUAUACUUGAUAUUUUUCUGUUAUAGUAGUAGUGUUGUUAUUUAUUAUUUACUGAAAUUUAUGUUCAAUUGGGACUGCACAAUACCAAAAUUUUAUAAAUCUCUUGUACGGUCAGAGCAAUAAGUUGCACCCUGGUUUUGCCAAAGGAAAGCGUUAUAAGGAAUGUAGAAUGUUAGGUUAGGUUAGGAGUAACAUUUUACAUUCAUUUACAAAAUAUAUCAACCUGCAAGAGUUAAUUUUUUUUUAAUGAAUACUUAAAAUUACCUGAACACAAAUACACAAUGUCUGACGGCCUAACAGAAUUAAUAAAGUUCAUUCAAAUAGGUGCUCGAUUGGACUUGAAAACUAUUGCUGUAGAACAUGUGUUAGGAUUGACUGGUUCUAAAGAAGGAUUGGAAGUGAUUGUAGAUUGUCCACAACUCUUGGUUUCGUUGAUCAGUUUGCUAGAAGAUAAAUGCAUACCAGUAGGAAAGGACGCCAGUUUAUGUUUAGUUAACAUAUCUGCCGAUUCUAAAGGUGCCUCAUCACUUGUAAACUUAGAUGUUAAGAAACACUGUCCUCCACUCCAGAGACCACCAGAACAUAUUGUAAUCCAAACUCUGAACAAUAUUCUCAAUCCCGAAAGCCACAUUGCUGAUCACUGUUGUAUGAUUCUAUCAAAUCUAACACGACUUUCACAUUUGAUAGAAAACAUAAUUGAAAUUAUAAAGAUGCGAGGAAAUAUUUUUGAGGAACUGAUUAAUAUAUUCACCAAAAAUAAAUACAAUAAGAAUGGAGCUACCUUGCAUUAUUUAGGGCCUGUUUUAUCCAAUCUUUCCCAAAGCCAUGAAAUCAGGAGAUUCAUUCUUGACCAAGAUAAAUGUGUAAUACAAAGAUUAUUACCAUUUACCGAAUAUAAAGAUUCUCUUAUCAGAAGAGGAGGAAUCAUUGCUACCUUGAAAAACUGUUGUUUUGAAGAAGAAUUUCAUGAAUGGUUGCUUGGUGAAAAAGUUGAUAUAUUACCAAGUUUGUUAUUACCACUGGCUGGUAGUGAAGAAUUUGACGAAGAAGAUAAUGAUAAACUGCCUUUAGAAUUACAGUAUUUGCCAGAUGAUAAGGUUCGAGAAGAAGAUCCUGAUAUUAGAUGUAUUCUACUAGAGGCUAUAACACAACUGGUAACUAAACGGGUUAAUAGAGAAUAUAUUAGGGACAAAAACACUUAUGUCAUAUUGAGAGAACUACAUAAGUGGGAAAAAGAUAGGAAAGCUCUCGCCGCUUGUGAGAAUCUAGUUGAUAUACUGAUAAGAACAGAGGAGGAAAUUGGCGAGGAUAACUUAAAAACUGUUGAAGUGCCUUUGGAUAUUCAAGAAAAAUUCCAAAAAAUGGGUGAAGAACCAUUGGAAGAUGAAUAGACUUAAUUUUUUGUACAAAUAUAUAUUUUUAUCAAAUUA